CAGGGGCGGACUGACCAUUUGGAAACUCUGGCACUGCCCAAGGGCCUGGGGUCAGUAGGGGGCCCCAUGAGAUGCCCCUGGUACCUUUUUCAUAGGCUUUGAGUUUGGGCAAGGACACAGGGGCCCCAUGAUCCCCUAUUGCCCGGGGGCCCCAUGAGUUGUCAGUCCGCCCCUGUGUCAAACAACAUUGCCUUCCAAGCUGGGCGGACUGACCAUUCGAGCACUUUGGCACUGCCCGAGGGCCCGGGGUCAGUAUGGGGCCCCAUGAAAUGCCCCUGGUACCUUUUUUUUAAGGUUUUUUUAGUGUGGGCAAGGACACAGGACCCCCAUGAUCCCCUAUUGCCCGGGGGUCCC
This is a messenger RNA of Staurois parvus, 354 nucleotides long. The record is from the annotation of a GenBank genome assembly. NCBI's taxonomy places the organism in Eukaryota, Metazoa, Chordata, Amphibia, Anura, Ranidae.